This is a messenger RNA of Arabis nemorensis, 381 nucleotides long. The record is from the annotation of a GenBank genome assembly. NCBI's taxonomy places the organism in Eukaryota, Viridiplantae, Streptophyta, Magnoliopsida, Brassicales, Brassicaceae.
AUGAUUUAUCUCCAAACUUUAUCACAGAGUCACAAGCAAUGGAUUACUAGUAUCUCGUGGAAACCGUUCCACCUUAACUACCCAUGUCGUCGGUUUGUUACUUCUAGCAAAGAUGGGGAUGCAAGGAUAUGGGACAUUGCACUAAGGAAAUCUUGGCUAAAUAUUAGGCUUUUUACAAACCGCAGUUGGUCCCCGGACAGUAGGAUGCUUUUAAGUGGUAGUAAAGACUCUACUCUUAAGGUGUGGGAUAUUGGACAGAGAAGGUCAAAGCAAAAUCUUCCUGGUCAUGAAGAUGAGGUUUAUGCAGUGGACUGGAGUCCAGAUGGUGAGAGAGUAGUCUCUGGUGGUAAAGAUAAAUGUCUGAAGCUAUGGAUGAGUUGA